This is a messenger RNA of Colossoma macropomum (tambaqui), 939 nucleotides long. RefSeq names its product olfactory receptor 146-like. The transcript has a single exon. Lineage: Eukaryota; Metazoa; Chordata; Actinopteri; Characiformes; Serrasalmidae. The record is from RefSeq and is a predicted model, not a curated record. Gene Ontology annotation, cellular component: membrane. Gene Ontology annotation, molecular function: G protein-coupled receptor activity; olfactory receptor activity. Gene Ontology annotation, biological process: G protein-coupled receptor signaling pathway. Bases 1 to 939 code for a protein of 312 amino acids.
AUGGAAAAUGUGACAUUUAAUAGUCCUUUUUUACAGCUGGAGGGACUGGUUGUCCCUGAACAAACCUUGUAUCCUACAUUUCUUUUCUUUCUCAUUUUCUAUCUGCUCAUUAUGGUAGCUAAUAUUGGAAUCAUUCUGCUCAUAACAAUGGAAAGAAGCCUACAUGAACCUAUGUACAUUCUCUUCUGUAAUCUUCCCUUUAAUGAUGCAUUUGGAAACUCUGUCAUUUUCCCUCGGUUGCUUGGGGACCUUUUAAGGCCAAAAUCUGAACGCUACAUCAGUUAUACUGAGUGUGUUGCUCAAGCCUUUGGUUUCCACCUGUAUGUUGUUGCCUCUCACACUGUACUCAUGGUUAUGGCCUUUGACAGAUAUGUUGCCAUAUGUAAUCCACUGCACUAUACAACUGUCAUGACUACCAAAAUGGUGGUUAAACUGACUGCAUCAGCCUGGGGUGUAGCACUAGUCUGUGUGAGCAUAUUGUUAGCUCUGACAAUAAGGCUGAAUCGCUGUGGAAUAUUCAUAGAAAAUCCGUUCUGUGAUAAUGCAUCACUGUUCAAACUGUCAUGUGAAAAUCCUUACAUUAAUAAUGUAUAUGGCCUGAUAUACACAGUAGCUUUCCUUAGCUCUUCUAUGGGAUGCAUUGCACUUACUUAUGCCAAAAUAACAGCUGUCUGUAUUAAUCGUAAAAACAAAACUUUGAACAGCAAGGCUUUGAAAACCUGCAGCACACACUUGACUGUCUAUGUCAUCAUGUGUACAUCUGCGUUAACCAUGAUCAUACUCCAUCGUUUCUCUGGUUAUGCAGAUUACAGGAAAGGAGCUGCGCUGCUUUUCCAUGUUGGCCCAGGUAUUCUGAACCCUGUCAUAUAUGCCCUGCAAACUACUGAAAUUAGACAUGCUCUGCUGAAGAUUCUACACUUAAAGAGGGUGAUCCCAUAA